UAGGAUUUCAUCGGCAUUUCCAUAAUAAUAACCGGAUCAUAGAUUAGAUUUCUCAGAAAGGGAUCACUCUUCUGAUAUAUGCUAUAGGCGUGUGCAGAUAAUAAUAACAAUAACAAUAAAUGGCGAACAGCCCGGGAAAUUUAUGUGUGCCGUGGAUACAUGGAUGUGAUAGGUCUCUGUCUGCAUUAUUCAAGAAGAUCAAUUCAUAUGGACGCAUUCUAAGUUAUUUUUAUGUUGAAUUAAUUAAGGAGAUCGAAUAACACAACCGAUAUUCGCAAUGACACCUUACCCAGUACAAUUGUACAGUACCUAAGGAUAAACCCGAUCCAGGAAAUGUUGUGAAGGAAAUGUCGAAUUGGUGAAGUUUGUCUGCUUAAACUUUGUCAACCAUGAGGAGGUCCGUCGUAUUCAGUAAGUGCUGCAGAGUUUGGGUCCUAUUUACAAGCAGACUAUAUGCACAGUGUGCACACGUGUUGCUUAUUUCAGAAGAAUCAUCGAGCAGCCUCUGAUAUCAUUAUUUUGUUUGAGCUGUAGAUUGACGGAGACUCCGUAUCCGUUUAAGAUGGUACACAGUGACGCUGCAACCAGAUGCCGGGUUCGUUUAGUGUGACACGACACGAGCAGCUACAUUGCAACGCAUAGCUGGUAAAGUGUUUACAUAUGGGCGAUUUUCCUAUCAUUUCGUAUUCCUACUGUUCCCCUCGGCAUAAUAUGGUGAAAAUACUAUUAAAAGGCGAGUCAAGGAUAUAACAAUACAAAUACGAGCUUAAUCUAAACUCAGCAAUCGAUUUAGAGUUCAGAAAGUCUCUUUAACCAAUGAUGGGUGACUCACGGUCAACACCCACGCCGGUGCAAUAGGAAGUCGCCUCAUUUACGACCUACCAACUCGGCGAGAGAUGGAGUGCUGGGAGAGUGGUUCAGAGUCCGAAGAUGGCAACCAAUUACCGCUAGAUGUCGAGCAUUACUCCAGAAAGGUACGAAUGUACCGUAUAGAGCAAUUGUUCAAAGGUAAAGGUCUCAACAUGGACAAGAUGGCCGCCUCCGUUCCAACUACCCCAACGGCAGCUAAGACUAGCAUCGCGACCCUUUACGGUCCGAUGGAUGGUUUGGCUCCCCGGCGGCAUGGAGUCGAUUCUAAUCGGUUCAUUCUGAUAUUCAGUAGGAACUCGGGAGAUAUCCGAGUGACGUAUCUCAUGGUAGAAAAAGCCCACCUGACAGUAUUGCCAAGAGUCUUGACAACAGACUGGGUGAAACUACGUGGAGUUGUUGGUUACAGGGCAUUAGCCUGCGAUAACUCCGUGUACGUGGUAGGUGGUCGAAGACAGGAUUCGGGUUACCUUAUCAACAGAGUGAUAAGGUACGACCCCAUGACUCAGAGAUGGAAGACCUGCAGUGGUAUGAACUAUGCCAGGGCGAACUUUGCAAUCAGUGUGAUGGGAAGAACAAAAAUAUUAGUGGCGGGUGGUGUCGUACCCAAUGAAGAGGACAGGGCAGAGACCCUUACGAACACGGCCGAAAUUUAUGAUCCAUACCUAGACAAAUGGACACUUAUGCCGGAAAUGAAGCAUUCUUUUAAAGACAGCGCGUGUGUCAGUCGGGACUUCGAAGUCUUCAUUUGUGGAGGGACAAGAGACAAAGAUACGCCUGGGACUAAAAGUUCGAUGGUUUUUCGUCGGCAAAAACUAGAUGAUAAAAUAAACAGCGACCAUCCGUUCCAGUGUAAGGAUUUAACAGAAAGAGUGCCGCUACCAAAAAUGCUAGCAAAACAUUCCAUGACGCGGCUUGGGAAUGCCAUGUACCUCAUCGGCGGUCUGGCGAGAGAGGGUCGGACGAUACCCGAAGAACCGCCUACUGAUCAUGAGCCACCACUUGACGAGGUGGCGGAAAGGCUAGAGACAUCACCAGGUGUCUAUUGUCACAGGUCAAGGAGUCGAUCGUCUGCCAGAACGAACAUCCUGGCUUCUCGGGAAAACUGGCAUACCUGUCCAGAAAUGAAACAGCCUCGAUGCGAGGCCGGACUUGUCGCUACAGGAAAUCGAAUCUACGUCAUCGGUGGUCAUGAUCACACUCAUCCGGAUAAAUCGAUCCUGGAGGUCGAUUCUUACCAUGUGAUCAAGGAAAAAUGGCAGACCGCGUUUACACUUGACGAGCGCUCCUACACGAGCGUUGAUUGCUGUAUGAUUGAUGUUCCUGUGACGAACACCGCUUUCAAGUGCGAGGCAUUCACUGGAACAUGUAAAUGGGUGAUGUGGUGAUCAACUGAUCAUGUCGAUUGUAUCGGGCGACCAAAAUAUACAUGUAUCCGUAGACUGAUUUCACAUGUCUCUUGGACGAGUCCCUGAAAUUCGUUGAAACUGAACUGGAGGUAUUGGUUGUCUCACCAAAACCGCGAGGUUUGAGCUAAAAUCUGGUCCAAAAGAGGCUGAACCGACAUUUUUAGCUCCACCCGAGCGGGCUUGCAUUUGAGAAAAUGAACACCGACAGUGGGGUAUCAAUUUCUAUUCCAGAAACAUCUCAAAUUAAACAACGAAAACGUACUUUUAAAUGCUUUUUGAAUGCUUCAUUAUUUUGCGCCAACCCAAGCGGUGGUGGUUGCCAAACCAAUGACCACUAUAUUCAAAAUGAGGCUCCGUUCGCUCAUGGUGCAUUUAUACUGUAAAGUGCAGUUCAUUCAAGACCUAGGUGUUUUAGAAUAUAUGACAAAAUGCACCUCGUGUAUAUCUUCACUUAGUGGGUAAGGGUAACGAGAUGUAACUAGAAAAUAUUUGAAAUAAAUAGAUAACCCGUAGCGUAAAUGACAAAAUUGUACCUCAAUUUUAUUUCUAACCGCCUUGCCUCCACAUACCGGUGAUGCAUAU
Lineus longissimus is the source of this 2858-nucleotide messenger RNA. Its product is annotated as kelch-like protein 25. Bases 897 to 2255 code for a protein of 452 amino acids. Lineage: Eukaryota; Metazoa; Nemertea; Pilidiophora; Heteronemertea; Lineidae. Gene Ontology annotation, molecular function: protein binding. The record is from RefSeq and is a predicted model, not a curated record. The transcript has 7 exons.